GGUAGACAUAAUUUCCGCUGAUAACUGGGUUUGCUAAAAAUUUUGGGGAGUGUUUAUUUAUGAUUUUUACGAAAUUGCUUUGAGUUCCAAAAUGUGGAUUACAUUGCUGAUUGCUUCUGCACUCACAGGAGGUAAAGUGGAAUCUACGUCUCAAGUAUGUGACACAAAACUUUAUGACUGCCAUAACAUGUAUCCCGAGGCACCGAUGAAGGCUGCCGGGGAAGUCCCGGAUGAAGAGGAGCUCGAGACUGUUUGUCCGGAUCUAGUGAAGAUGGCAGAUUGUUUCGCAGAAUACAGAGAAGAAUGCAAGGAACUUUUUGAAGGACUUUUUCCUUUCUACGAUCGAGACGGAACACUGUAUAAAGAAAUUUGCAAUAAAACUUCCGUAUUACGCUCUAAGUACCUGACAAAUGUUGAUUGCUACAAGCGAAUAGAAAAUGCGAGCAUUUACAUGUUGUGCUACAAUGAAGCUAUUAGCGUUUAUGAACAGUAUGUUCUAUCUAAAGAGACCAGCGACCCUGAAGUUAUGUUCCGAAGGCCAUGCAUGCAAAUGCCUUACGUUCUGGGUUGUGUAGCAGCAGAAGUUCAAGCAUCCUGUGGUGACGAAGCCGCUGAAACCUUCGUCCAAGUAGAGAAACUCAAGGAUUCUACAGACUGGAUCAAAUACUGUCUUCACAAUUUGGAAUACAAAAACGAAAUUUACACCGAUUUCUUGCCUUCAAUACAAAUUGCUGAGAAUCUCAGAAGACAGAUUAAUAAAGUCCUCGAUGUCCUCAAAGAAGAAAUCACUGAAUGAGAGGACUCAAAGAUUACUUGAUAAAUGAAAUCGCAUUGUAUUUUAAUUAUCUAUUUCAUAAAUUCUAUUCUUUGAUAAAUAAAACUUCAUGUGACGUAAUUUUUUUACAUAUA
This is a messenger RNA of Argiope bruennichi, 909 nucleotides long. RefSeq lists its product as uncharacterized. The transcript is spliced from 5 exons. The record is from RefSeq and is a predicted model, not a curated record. Bases 92 to 796 code for a protein of 234 amino acids. Lineage: Eukaryota; Metazoa; Arthropoda; Arachnida; Araneae; Araneidae.